Molecule: messenger RNA, 381 nt
Organism: Eruca vesicaria subsp. sativa (arugula)
Lineage: Eukaryota; Viridiplantae; Streptophyta; Magnoliopsida; Brassicales; Brassicaceae
Source: the annotation of a GenBank genome assembly
AUGAGGAAAACAGUUUUGUUGUGUGAUGCCUUUAUGCAAUGUUCUCCGCGCGUCGUGUUGUUCAAGCAUCGACGCAUAGUGGCUGUUCAUCCACAACAAGAUGAAAUUGAGUUUCAAUUCCAGAGGGUAGUGUGCAGAUGCUAUUACAUAGAAGGUGAUCUAAGGUAUCUUCUUCACUACCGCAUAGAGGAUAUGGAUAAUGCAUACCACAAUGAAGAAGUCCCAGCCAUUCCACUGCAAUCACAUCCUCAGGAGACAAGCCUAGGCUCGAGGAGCUUCUUAGAGCCGGCGCUGACUUCACAGUUAAAGACGCUGACAGAAGAACUGCUCUUGACUGAGCAAGCGGCGAGGAGAUCCGUGAUUCGAUUCUUGGAACACUAA